Messenger RNA from Myodes glareolus (Bank vole), 1946 nucleotides. RefSeq names its product von Willebrand factor C domain containing 2 like (gene Vwc2l). NCBI's taxonomy places the organism in Eukaryota, Metazoa, Chordata, Mammalia, Rodentia, Cricetidae. Gene Ontology annotation, cellular component: AMPA glutamate receptor complex. The record is from RefSeq and is a predicted model, not a curated record. Gene Ontology annotation, molecular function: protein binding. Gene Ontology annotation, biological process: negative regulation of BMP signaling pathway.
CGCGGAAGCAGCUGGGGGUUUCAACCAAGCAGGGCUCGGAAGCCAGUUGUUGGCGCUGUCCGUGGUGCUGAGGAAUUCCCGGCUGCCGGCAGGAUGAGCUCCGAAUCAGCAGCAGUCUACAAACUGCUCCCAGCGAUGCCAAACCCCAGCUAAAGUUGCGCCUUUGCUUCACGUCCACAGUUAGGAUCUUCUGGUGUCUGAGGAGGGAUCCAGACAACAUACUGUGGACGAUGCUGAUGGCUCUGCCGGUGGAGUGUGCUUUAAGCUUCAGUAUGCCGUUUCUGUUUGUGAUCCUCAGAGCCUAGCCAAGUCACCUCUACUGCUGUAGCAAACACUGUGUAAGUGAACCCAUGUGUGGAGGAGGCGUAAGCAGCCAGGAAAUUUCAUAGAAGGAUCUAAGAAAAUGCUAAAAAUAAGUUCAACAUGAUUCUGCUACCGGGGUCCGGAUUUCCACAGGACCAGCAUUGCUUCUUGCUUUGAAUUCUGAAGACAGGUCCAAAGCGUAUUUCUUAUGUGUGUCUGCUGUUUCUCUCUGGAUGGGUGGGAGACUGCUUCUUGGCUGUGUUUUGAAAUGGGAGGUAGAGAGGAUGGAUUGCCUUUAAUUCGUGCCUGAAAAUGCAUUCUUUGGGUGACUAAAGAGGACCGGCUUUCCUAAGACAUACCUGACCUUUAAGUUCAGAUUGGUCUGUGACCCCCAGCACCACCAUUAACCUCAGAGUGACUCGCCCACCCCUCUUACAUUCCCAUGGAAGGAGCUGAGUGUAUUUAAUACUGGGAGAACAUCCAGAAGCCCGUGAGGAGUGGGAUGGCUCUUCAUAUUCAUGAAGCUUGCAUACUUCUAUUGGUCAUCCCUGGAUUGGUCACCUCUGCUGCCAUCAGUCACGAAGACUAUCCCGCUGAUGAAGGUGACCAGGCUUCCAGUAAUGACAAUCUGAUCUUUGAUGACUAUCGAGGGAAAGGGUGUGUGGAUGACAGCGGCUUUGUAUACAAGUUGGGAGAACGGUUUUUCCCGGGGCAUUCCAACUGUCCAUGUGUCUGUGCUCUAGAUGGACCUGUUUGUGACCAGCCAGAAUGCCCUAAAAUUCAUCCGAAAUGUACAAAAGUGGAACACAAUGGAUGCUGUCCCGAAUGUAAAGAAGUGAAAAACUUUUGUGAAUAUCAUGGAAAAAAUUACAAAAUCUUGGAGGAAUUUAAGGUAUGAGUUACCCUCCAUAUUUAUUGAAUUCUAAUUUUCACUGCAUAAAAGUAAAGCUGGAAAACAUACAAUAGCAUGACUCUAGGUAGCAAGAGUAGCACCAAGGUUGACAGAUGACCAGUUAGUUCAUCGCUCAGUAUCUGAUAGUAAUCUCUCUACUCUGACAUCUUCAGCUCUUGUUUAAUAUCUUUUCAUUUUUAAUCGCUAAAAACAAUCUUUCUGUGUUUUUACAAGAUAUGAUUUUGGAGGGAGAUUGUUGGAAGAUAUGCCUGUUAAAUUAAUCUUCCUAUUCUGCUAGCUUCCUGACUUAUUAAUUUUUAUUUGGAACCAUUUACCAAUGGCCUUGGCAUAUUUGUUUGCUGUGUAGAAAUGCACAUGCUACAGAAGGACUCAGAGCUGUGAUCUCAACAUUAAGAAAAUGUAUUGGGCCUACUUGUUAUAGGGCAGGGCUCUGGCUCAGCUCUCUGCUAAUCAGAUGAUUUCCUUACAAGACUUCCUAGGGAAAUGAAUUUAUUAUGGACUUUAAAAAGACAAGUUAACUUUUCAAUGACAUAUUUGUUUUCCUUUCAUCUUUGUGUCUUAAUUUAAAUAACGUGGAUCUUGUUUUUAUUUAUUCUUAAGUUCUCUUUUCUCUGAUGGCUAAUUUUAGUUAGAAUGUUCUACAAGACACAUAUGAGUCCUGGGAAAUGAAUUAAUGCAUCAAGAAUAUCCUAGUUAAUUGUAGUGACAGUUUAUGUGUUGAAUGUCUUCC